AUGAUCCUCUUCUUGAUAGCCGUUUUUGGAUUGGCUGCGGGGCAGAACUUGCAGCUCGACGAAGGAGACGAAUGCACGCCCUUCGGCGGUGGCCGAGGCACUUGCACCUUAUUCCGGCAAUGCGGGAUCCUCAGAGACUACAUAGCGAACCGCACUCAGUUCUGUGGCUUCAAAGGCUUUGAACCGAUCGUCUGCUGUCCCACCAGCAUGAGCUUGAGGUUUAACCGGGAAAACAAGUUUGAGCAAUUUUGUACGCCGAGGGAUCGUGAAAACCCCGAAAUCAUGGAGUUCAGAAAAGUAUAUGGUGGUAAUGAGUCUGCUCCCAGGACACAUACCUAUAUGGUUUUAAUCGGUUAUAAACUCCAGAAAGAGUGGAGAUGUGGUGGGACUCUGAUUACGGCAAGAUAUGUCUUGAGUGCAGCUCAUUGCUCUAAUCCUCCUGAAUUAGGUCCUGCCAGAUGGGCCAGGUUAGGAGAAUUGGAUUUCAAUUCCACUUUGGACGACGCUAAACCAGUCGACAAGACCAUAAUCGAGAGGAUCCGACACCCGAAAUACAAACCAAGCCAGCUAUAUCAUGACAUUGCCCUCUUCAAAUUGGAUAGUGAUGUUGUUUUUAAUAUUUAUACAUAUCCAAUAUGUCUCCAUAAUAAGCGAGAGAUAACCUCAAAGUUUGCUACUACUAUGGGCUGGGGAAGGACUAGCGAAGAGGGACCCACUAGCUCCAAACUUCUUGAAGCAAAAAUCGAAAUCUACAAUGACACAGAAUGUAUGAGGCUGAUGUCCAAUGAAUGGAUUAAGCUCCUUGCGCUGCGGGGUCCUGACGCUGAACAGAUGAUUUGUUCCGGACUGCCCGAUGGAAGCAAGGAUUCCUGCGCAGGUGAUUCUGGUGGUCCCCUUGUGAUAGAAGAAAGUAAACUCUUCAGGACUCAAAUAGGGAUAACAUCCUUUGGAAAGGGAUGCGGAAAUAAAAACUAUACAAACUCACCUGGUGUGUACACCAGGGUCUCCAAUUACAUAUCCUGGAUUAAGGAAGUAGCUUUCGGAGGCGAGAUGUUCAGGAUGACUGCGGCGUCUUCCCAAGAACUGAAGCUCAAAGAAGGAGAAAUGUGUCAGCCUCCAAACGGAACCCAGGGCAUUUGCACCCUUCAAAGCAAAUGCCAGACUAUCAGAAACUUGAACCUGAGCCGUCACCUAAUCUGUUCCUUCAAGGGAUUUGAACCGAUUGUCUGCUGCCCCAACAACCUAACAACAAAGAUUAACCAGGGGAACAAGGUGGAGCAAUUUUGUACGCUGUUGGAUCGUGAAUACCCCAAUAUUGACAGCUUGAGAAAGGUGUUGGGUGGUAAAGAGUCUUUAUCUAGGAAACAUACCUAUAUGGCUUUGAUCGGUUAUGGUGAAACAAAGAAAGAGUGGAUAUGUGCUGGUUCUCUAAUUACAGCGAGGUAUGUCUUGAGUGCUGCGCAUUGUUCUGAUCCUCGUAUUUCAAGUCCAAUCAAAUGGGCCAGGUUAGGAGAAUUGGACAUCAGUUCCUCAUCGGACGACGCUGAACCAGUAGACAAGACCAUCAUCGAAAGGAUCACAUACCCGAAAUACAUAAGAUCCCAGAACUAUCAUGACAUCGCCCUCUUCAAAUUGGAUAGUGAUGUCGUUUACAAUAUUUACAUAUACCCAAUAUGUCUCCAUACUAAGCGAAAGAUAGACUCAACGUUCGCUACUAUCAUUGGUUGGGGAAGAGUUGGAUUUAGUGAUGGCACUAGCGAGAAGCUUCAGGAAGCAGAUAUAGAAGUAUACAAUGACACGGAAUGUAGAAAGCUUAUGUUUAGCUCGGUUAUGGCCCGGACGCCGCAGGGUCAUCAAGCUGAUCAAAUGAUUUGCGCAGGAGUGCCAGAUGGAAGCAAGGAUGCCUGCCAAGGAGAUUCUGGUGGUCCACUGGUUGUGGGGGGUGUAGGUAAGUUUAUCAAGACACAAAUAGGAAUAACAUCAUUUGGAAAGGAAUGUGGAAGUCCAAACUCGCCCGGGGUAUAUACCAGGGUAUCAAAUUACAUACCUUGGAUAGAGAAAGUAGCUUUCAGUUAA
Nezara viridula (southern green stink bug) is the source of this 2076-nucleotide messenger RNA. NCBI's taxonomy places the organism in Eukaryota, Metazoa, Arthropoda, Insecta, Hemiptera, Pentatomidae. The record is from the annotation of a GenBank genome assembly.